AUGGCUCCUGAUUAUACGGUUAUUUGUAUUAUUAAACAGAAUAAUUAGUGAAAAUGAACCACUCCCACCACCAGGAAAAUUACCCAGGUUGGGUCACCAUCCCCCUCUCCACCAACUAGUAAAAGAAUGAAACACCAAAGUGAAAGUGAUGUUAGGAAAGGAUGCACUAUUCUUAUGACCGGUCUAGCGAAGUCGGGGAAGACCACGAUUUCUAAUGCCCUCACUCAAAUGCUCAAAUCCAACGGGAUUUUAGUGAAACAAAUAGAUGGAAAGUACUUGAGGGCCGGUCUCUGCAAAAAUCUAGAUUUUGACGAAGAGAAGGAUCGGUCGGCGUUUGUUCACAUGGCUAGUGAACACGCAAAAGGGUUCACAGAAGAGGGAUUCGUGUCCAUCAUUUCCAUUGUGGGUCCAUUACAUGAGGACAGACAGAAAGCCAGGGAUUCUCAUGAGCAAGACGGACUGAAGUUUGUAGAUGUCUUCGUGGAUAGGUCAAGAGCAGAAUGUGAUGCAGAAUCUGGCCUGAGUCGUAAUGUUAUAAAUCCCAUUGAUGCGGACUACGAAUCUCCCACAAAUCCAGAUGUCCACCUUAAACGGAGUGGCAAUAACGUUGACAAGUUGACGAGAGAACUGGUUGAAAAAUUAGUUGGCUAUUCGCCGUUUUCUCCCUCCGUUCCUUCACCCAAUUCAACAGUUCCUUCUCCCUUUACAACAACGCCUUCUCCCUCCUCAACGAUAUAUUCGUCUGAUUCGGAUUUGGGUGCUGGAGAGUUGGACGAAGAAGGGGAUAGCGUCCCAAAAUUCAAACUACCAAGGAAGAGUGAUAUCCGAACAAUAUUCGACUAUGUGAAAAGUGUUCUUGUUCAAAGAGGUUUUGUUGGAAAGGAUGAAGAAAUCGACAAACAUCCCCUAUUUUUUUAGCUAAUGGGGGAAUGGAGGAGUCACUAUAAUAUUCAUAAAGAAAAAGGAGUCGAAAAGUUUUUCCCAGUCCAACUUCAUAAGUCAACUCAGAGGAAAUCAGCUACACCCACAACAAUCCCAACCAAAGGUGCGAAAACCCCCCAAAAAGACGAUGUCGGAGAAAAAAAGUGGGAUGAAUUCAUUCCUUUACAUUGGAUUGGAUCAACACUAUUUUACGGCACUAUGCAAAAAGGAUUCCCUCAUCUCAAAAAAUGCAAACAAUGUUGGUCGAGGUCAACAUCGGAGGGUUAUUUGUGUGAUAACCAUUCAACAACCAGAUUUAAAUAUUUUGCCGUUAUGCAUGAUGUUAAUGAGAGGACCUGUUGUUAUCGUGCUAUGUUUAGUUAUCAAGGUGUGCAAAAAAAAAUGGACGUCAGACCUGAUUAAAAAAUCUGCUUACAACAGCAUUCUCGUACAAAAAUACCUCUCGGAUCAUCCUAACGCACAAUUCACUCCGACUUAUGAAAAAUCUAUUCUUCUCUCCUCCCCGAAACGACUUCCUACCAUACAUUCCAUCACAUUGUCAGUCGCGCUCAUCACAUUGUUCAGAAACAUGGAAAAAAUCGAAUCAGAUGCACCCAUAAGACCGCAUUCGUUCCUUCAUGAACAGUUAGUUAUGUCCAACGCUAAUUUGGCAGUGGUGGAAAAGAUUUUGAAAGAGAAUGGAGUGACUUUCACCGUGGGAUAUGAUGAUGAUGAUAGCAGCUCCCCAUUAAUCAACAAAGAUCGAUAUUGUGCAAAACUACCUAGAAUCUAUUGUGGAGUUGAACCCAACAACAAAGUCAGUGUUGGAUUAAAAACGUCCAGGGUUGGGGAGGAGGAUCAUUCUGUUUACACCCACAGUGACCAAUUCAAGUCAGGGCCCAUCUACCAAACCCCCCUGUCGGAUGAGCAGCUAGCGAUUGCAAAUAACAUUGACACAUCUAAAUCUUUUAAACAGUGGACGGAUCAGCAGAAGGAUGUAUUCGAUUUGGUGAAAAAAGAUUGCACAAGGAGGGAUUGGGUCAUGCAGCUCUUGUUCUUGCAGAAAUGAAGGGCCAAUCCUACAAUGGCAUCCUCAUUCAAAGGGACAAUAAGAAAUACGAGAAUGUACAAACUAUUGAGAGAGGGGACAGAGUUUUUAUACAGACAGUUUUUAAACUUUUAACUGGAAGGACCCUUACUGUUUUAGUUGAGCAUACCGAUAAUAUGAGUUUUACUGUUGAUAUAUAAAUAAAGGCAUUGCAUUUAUUUGCCUUCAUACGUCCCU
Messenger RNA from Folsomia candida, 2206 nucleotides. RefSeq names its product adenylyl-sulfate kinase. Bases 127 to 918 code for a protein of 263 amino acids. The record is from RefSeq and is a predicted model, not a curated record. Lineage: Eukaryota; Metazoa; Arthropoda; Collembola; Entomobryomorpha; Isotomidae. Gene Ontology annotation, molecular function: adenylylsulfate kinase activity. The transcript is spliced from 7 exons. Gene Ontology annotation, biological process: sulfate assimilation.